GCAGAGAGGGGAUUUUGCUCUGGGCGAAUCACAGAUACCAAAACCCAUUACCAUAAUUUUCAUUUCCGGCAAAUAUCUAACUUUUUUUCUCUUUCAUUUCACUGGUUUCCCUCUUUUCUUUUUGCUUAAAUUCACUGACUUCCUCUCCUUUUUCUCUUUUUCUUCUUCGUUCAUCUCUAUGUAUUUUUCACUUCCACUGCUCACGUACCCAGAGCAACCAACGUUCCGUUAGAGGCUUGGAAUCGGUCGUUCCGCAACAACAUCCCACGAAACCCACUAUUCGAUGCCGAAACGUAAAGCUGAUGACGCUGCUCCUUUGGCGAAGACUGAUAAAGAAUUUGGUCCUGAAAGCAAUGGAGCUGAUGCCGAUGGUAUAAAGGAGAAUAAUGAAGCUGAUGAUGCCAAGGAUGUCGAAAGGACGGAUAAGCAUUGCAACAGUUAUUGUGAAGGUGAUGAUAAUGAUGAUGAUGAUGAUUGUCAAUAUGAUGGUGAUGAUGGAACAGAAAAUGUAGUUAUCGACUACAAGAAAGGGCAACGGGAACUCACAAAGUACAUUUGCUCCACAGGAUUGCCAGAUAUUGUUUCUCUAGUGAAAAAUCUCUGUCCAUCGUUUCCGCUUGAUCUUCCUUCUAUCAGAGGCGAUUGCUUGCAAAUUUAUGAGAAAGAUAAGCUGAGGGUUAAACAUAUCUUGCGAAACAUGGAUGGACAAAUUAGUCUCUCAGUUGAUGUAUUGAGAUACUACACGUGUAGUGGAUCAGACAGUGUCUUCAUGUGCUUAGCAGCACAUUUUAUCGAUGACAGGUGGAAAUUAAAGAAGUGGGUUAUUGGUUUUCGGCGUCUUUGGUUUAAGAAGGGUGGAAUCCUUCAUUCUGCCACAUUAGAAACUGUGAAAGACUGGGACAUUGAGAGCAAGAUAUCCAGUCUUACUUUGGCAGAGAGCCAUUUGUAUGACGAAAUGGUUGAGGAAAUUAAAGAGAGUGUUCAACAAAAGAAGAAGCUCCAACUUGAUGGAAAACUAUUUUGUGUGAAGUGUUGUGCUGAGAUGUUUAAUCUAAUGGCGAAGGAUGCAUAUAAGGAGAUAACCGACAUCAUCAAUAAAGUUAGUUUAUUGAUUUCCUGGAAAUUUGCACCUGUAUGGUACCUCAAAGCUUGCAAGCUGAAGGAGGCUUUGGAGUUGAAUGCCAUGGACGAAUUUUCUCCGGAAAAGGUGUCAGAUUUUUAUGAUGUACCAUCUGCUGAUGAAUGGGAGAAAGUCAAAUGCAUUUGCAAGCUGGUUGAAAGUGCAGAAGCAAUAGCAAGGUCAAUAUUUGAUACCAAAUAUCCCACUGCUAACAUCUUUCUUUUUAAUCUCGAAGAGCUUCGGGCAAUUUUAUUCCAGGAAUCUAUAAGCUCAGAUAGUUUCACAAGCAAGGUGGCCAAGAAAAUGCUACAGACACUUGAUAAGUACUUGGAAGACAUGUUUUUCGUGUUGUCAAUCGCUUCUGUAAUGGAUCCCCGUCAUAAGAUGAGAUACAUAGACUAUCUCUCCUCCAAACGUGAAGUACAUGAUGGGAAAUCGCGAAGUGCGCUUGUUUUGGAUGCCAUUAGUAGCCUUUACAUUGAUUAUGUGAAUCAAGAUUUUGAGAAAGAGAAAUCUGUGAGUGAUUCAACUUCAUCUGAUUCGGAAGAGGAGUUAACAAGAAGCACGGAGAGAGGAGGUUCCAAAAAUUCGAACUGGUUGGAAGAGUAUAACCAGUUCACAGAAUCCAAUAAUAAGCCACCAAAGUCGGAUUUGGACCGGUAUCUGGAGGAACCGGUCUUGUCUUGGACCCAGGAUUUCAAUGUGUUGAAAUGGUGGAGAGCUGAAAGCCCCAAGUAUCCAAUCCUGUCUAAGAUGGCCCGUGAUUUUCUGGCUAUUCCAAUGUCUGUUGCUACUUCAGAUGAGGCUUUUAGCACAACACCAAGAGAGGUUGAAACACGGAUCAUGGCCUCUGGACCAGCCUUGAGGAAUGCCUUGAUGUGCACUCGAACAUGGGACUUAGAGGACUGAAACUGUUUCCGGUUUUUCUGCCUUGCUGGGUCAAGUUUUGCUAUCGCGAGGCUUAUAGUUCUUUCCCUAUCGGAAAUGGAGACCAUAAGUAGUUAUUGUUAUAGUUUCAGAAGCUGCAUAGUAUGUUAUAAUUUUGGGCAUUAUAUUUAGUUGUGGUAUUGCUCCGGGCUUGAUCAUAUACAAUAUGAUGCUGUUAGUUUAACUCAAUUGCUUGAGGGUGCGAACGCAUGUUUUGGUUUAAUUGUUUUGAAAUGUCAUUUGGGUUGACCUUUCAUUAGUUGUUGGAAUUAGACUUGGGUCUAUUAGUAGAGCUUAUUCGAAGUUUGGAGCCGAGUCGUUUAAGUUUUAUACUUGAGACAAUUCCUAUCAGUUAACUGUGAUGACUUGAAUCCAAAAUUGUGCCAUGCGAUCCAUUCUUCAGUUAAUGAGCACAUAAAUUGAAUCGGGUCUC
This is a messenger RNA of Rhododendron vialii, 2480 nucleotides long. Its product is annotated as zinc finger BED domain-containing protein RICESLEEPER 1-like. The transcript is spliced from 4 exons. The coding region runs from base 284 to 2029 and encodes 581 amino acids. Gene Ontology annotation, molecular function: DNA binding; protein dimerization activity. Lineage: Eukaryota; Viridiplantae; Streptophyta; Magnoliopsida; Ericales; Ericaceae. The record is from RefSeq and is a predicted model, not a curated record.